UCUCGGGCGUGUGCUGUCAGACACGCACAGACGUAAUCAAGUCAACAUUUAAUUUUCCCAUAUUUCGGGGGGAAAGGCUCACUCUGUGGCAUUUAAUCGAGAAACACUCUGCAGUCUGUUUCUAUUUCACUAAUUUGAAGGUCGGUAAAAUACAGUUUAAUUUACAGGAUCAUUUUCACUGUGAAUAUGGUCAGUUUUUGCAAACAUCGGGUGUUUGUUCCACUGAUGAUUUACGUGAUGGUAGUCCUCCUCGCGCAGACGGAACAAAAGGAAAGGCGCAAAGACGGGAAAGACGGGAAGGGCGCGAAGCGAAAGCCGGGCCGGAUCAAAAACAGAAUUUUGCAACAAAAUUCGACUUUACAGAACAGUUCUCCCGAUCCUAUAAUGGGAGGGGCGGAUGCGGGCGACUUACAGGUGGUUUGGGAGGAGGACUUUGAGAAGAGCAUUGAAGAAAUGGUGAAACAAGUGAGGAAUAACUCAGCGCUCUCGAAGAACAAGUGUGUGGUGGACCGGCAACUCUGGAUGUCCAACAGUCGGAGUCUGUCUCCAUGGUCAUACAGAAUCAACCACGACGAGAACCGCAUUCCCGUGGACAUUCCGGAAGCGAAGUGCUCGUGCGUGGGAUGCAUUAACCCGUUCACCAUGCAGGAGGACCGCACCAUGACCAGCGUGCUCAUCUACACCAAGAUCCCCGUGCGCAGGCGCCUGUGCGACAAGCUGUCCAAGAAACCAAGGAAGAAGAAAACAUGCGUGCCCCUGUACAGGACGGUGGUGGAGAGCAUAGCCGUGGGUUGCACGUGCAUAGUGUGACGCCUCGCUCUCAUCGCCCGUCUACAGCAUCGUUUUGUUUCCCAUUAAGUCGUAUCCCUAUAAACAAAUUGAGAUUUGUCUGCGUCCUUCCUGUGCGUGUUUGUAAAGCCGUAAUAACCUUUUUGUUGCUAUAUGUAUUAGGCUACCACUAAAAAUCACCACAAAUGCAUUUGAUAGCCCACUGUCUUAUCUACUGUAAAUUUACACACAAUUCCAUUCUAUAAGCUACAAAUGUUAGUGUUAGUGCUGUUUGUUGACUAAGUAUUGCCUGUAUAUCAUUAUGAAACAAAGACAGACAUUUUUUAAAUGCUAUCCAUAAAUAACUGUAUGUAAAAUGUUUCAAACAGUUAAUUGCAGUUACAUUCUCACUAAACUUUAAAAACAACAUUUCUGUUAAUCUCUGUGUCUCUACAAGGUGACGUACACGUAUGUGGAGUGUAGAGCACUGUGAGCUGGCUGAGAGUGAUGCUGAUGUAAAACAUUUUGUUCCUGAGUUUAAUAAUAAAAUAUGAAGCCCA
Anguilla anguilla (European eel) is the source of this 1328-nucleotide messenger RNA. RefSeq names its product interleukin-17B-like. The transcript is spliced from 3 exons. The record is from RefSeq and is a predicted model, not a curated record. Bases 187 to 810 code for a protein of 207 amino acids. NCBI's taxonomy places the organism in Eukaryota, Metazoa, Chordata, Actinopteri, Anguilliformes, Anguillidae. Gene Ontology annotation, molecular function: cytokine activity. Gene Ontology annotation, biological process: inflammatory response. Gene Ontology annotation, cellular component: extracellular region.